Molecule: messenger RNA, 561 nt
Organism: Acanthocheilonema viteae
Lineage: Eukaryota; Metazoa; Nematoda; Chromadorea; Rhabditida; Onchocercidae
Source: the annotation of a GenBank genome assembly
ACGUGGGAAGAGAAAGAAAGGCUUCAUGGAUAUGUUUUAAAUAGGGCUGGAGGAGUGGAAGCAAAUAUGAGCCAAAUAUUGGGACAAAAGCUAUACGGAUCAAUACCAAACUCUGUUGAUUAUAGGAGGAUAGUCGGUACAGUACCGGUAGUGAAUCAAGGUAAAUGUGGAAUAUGUUUCAUUUUUACGGCAUUAGCAACGCUCGAAAUGUAUAUAGCGCUCAGAAAUAAGCAGAAUAUCGUAAAGCUAUCAGUUCAGGAUAUUGUGGAUUGCAGUGACUUGCAAGGAUGUGACGGAAAAGGUGGAAGUUCAAGUCAGGUUUUUGAUUGGAUUGCUGACCACGGUGUAACGACCGAUCGAAAUUAUCCGUAUAAGGAACGGGACAGUUAUUCAUGUCCGAUAAAAGCGAACCAACGAAUAAAGGGUGGAUUAGUUGGCAGUAUUUUGUUACCGUUUGACAAUGAAGAAAUAAUCAAGAGAGUAUUGGCGGUGUAUGGCCCAGUUUCUGUAUCACUACAUGCAACAAAGUCAAGUUUUCAGAAUUAUGCAAGUGGUAAGUAA